CCUUCCCCUGGGGUAAAAACAUCACAAGUUACCCUAAUCCCAAGACAAGUUACCCCAUUUUCCAGGCGAGUUACCCUGAAACCGAUGGAAACAAUCAAAUCUGUUCUUAUCAGGUGAAAGAUAACGGAAAUACUUCAGAUUAUGCGUCUAUCUACAGUCUCUUCAACAGCUGCGUGACGAGUGAUGUUACAGUUAUCAAAGUUUGACGUUACAGUGUUUAAAGUUAGACGUUAGUGCGAUAAAAGUGAGACGUUACAGAGAUUACAUUUUGAAGUUAUAGUAAUGAAAGUGUGACAAGAGUCGUCAAGUAAACAAAUGUCGAUUACUUAAAUAACAUCAAUGCCAACGUCAAGACAAUAUGAGUGAUAAGUGCAUGAAUGACAUCAGCAAUAACUGUAUAAAUAACGAAUACAUGAGCAUCAACCACUCCAACAAUAUUAGUCACAAUAUCAACAUGAUAUCAUGUGACGAAAUCUAUAGAAAGAACAGCACCGUCAGCGAUGACAUCAUCAUGAGUAACAACAACAAUAACAACAUCGGCAUUAGUAACAACAACGUCAGUGUGAGUGACAACGAUAUGAAAAAUAAAAGCAGCCUCAUUGAUCAUAGCAGCAUUUGUCAGAGCAAGAGCAGCACAAUUAAACGCAUCAGCAUGAGUGAAAGUAACGUCGCGAGUGAAAGCAACAUCAGCACGAAUAAGAGCAACAUCAGCAUGAUCAAGAGCAAUACCAGCACGAACAAGAGCAGCAUCAGCACGAAUAAGAGCAACACCAGCACGAAUAAGAGCAACAUCAGCACGAAUAAGAGCAACAUCAGCACGAAUAAGAGCCUGAUCACAAUGGACGUUGCCAGAAGUUCAACCACCAAAACCUACGGCAAGCAGACUUCUCCCAAAUCUGCGUCUGCCACUAGUCCAGUUAUCAGUGGCAAUUGGGCCAGUGCUGUUAACUGCUCCACGACAAUCUCCUCAACCGAUAACAGCCUACAUAACAUCUCAGAAAAAGCUCAGGAGUUAUCAGUCCCUUCAGAGCACCACAAUAACGGCGUUAAGAUUGAGAGGAGGUCGCCUAAACCAUCCUCCGAAAGCUCGUCAUCCUGUUUAUCUCAUUGGGAAGCAACAGGUGCUACCGUCACAGCUACCAUUAAAACUGAAGUUGAAACCAAUGAUAUCGUAGGUAUUAGUGCUACUGCAGCUGGUACGGAUGAUACCAUUGCAGGUAUCAGCCGAGCUUAUCAAGCGCCGAUGGUUAGAGUGCGAACAUACGCGAUAAAACCCGACCUUGUUAGCAAUCUGCCGAUGAUACGAGCCAGCGUCGUCAGAACAACCAAUCCUUUAAGAACAGGUCCUGUCUUCAGUAGUAAGCUGAUAAGAACAAGUCCUGACAAAACUAGUCAGUCUAUACGAACAGUUGCUGUCAGCAAUAGUCAGCUGGUAAGGGCUGCUGGUGUCAGCGAAGAGACACAUAAGCCUUUGAUAUUGUCCACGCUGCCUUCUAUCUCAACGACAGUCAAGAUGUCGCAUGCUAACCGUUUAAACGAGGAAUCUUGCUCAAAGGUUCUAUCCGUUACAGCGGGUGAGACUACUUUCCCUUCCUGUGUAACGGUGCCAGGGGCAACCGUUACCACGGCCUUAUAUGAAACCGGAUCCAAUACAGCCAUUGUAGAUGAUGGCUCUGGCACGACGAUGCUGGUGGCAGGGGCGGAAGUGGUGCGAUCUUCCGUAGUGUCGUACGCGACACCCAUCCUCCGCCACGUCUGCCUGCACACUGAGCCUCCAGCAGUGACGCUGGCCCAGCGGGCAACAAGUAGGCGCGACACUCACGCUCCUUCAACCCGAGAUUCUCCAUCGAUUUGUGUGAAAGAUGAACAUCUGUCAACCUCUCGGUCAAGUGACAGUAGCUCUCCAGAGCGGUCGAAAGAUAACAAUUUUCCACUGCAAUCAACUGACAAAUUGUCAUUGCAGUCGAAAGACAACAAAUUGCCGCGAUUAUCAAACGACAAUUUGCCUCCUACCCACUGGAAUGACAGUAACAACAAUAGCGAGACGGGCAACGAGCCACUGAGAGCAGCAGAACUCAGUGGAGGCCAGCGGCCAAAUCGACGUUCGUCCGACUCGGGGGCGGCGCCCGACGUGCCACGUCCCGACUCGCGGACGGUGCCCGACGUGCCACGUCCCGACUCGCGGACGGUGCCCGACGUGCCACGUCCCGACGACGAGCUGACGUCCCUGUCGUGGCUACAGGACUGCAAUCUCCUCAGAGGCACCGCGCUAUCGCCUGUGAAACUCUCAUCGUCCAAGUCCAUCUGUCCCGGACCCGCGUCGCCGGACCCGGACGUCGCAGCCAUGAACCUCUACCGCGGGCUGCCCGAGCGACACCCGCCGGCACCGCGUCAGGUGAAGGCCGAGUCGCCAACCAGCGACUACGGCGAUGAAACUUACGACGCCGGCGAUCCUCUGGAGACUGAAGGAUACUCCGUGGGACCGAGCAGACCUAAGAGUCUGCUCACAUCCUCCCAACAGACGAACGGGUGCGCGAAGCCACCAUACUCGUUCUCGUGCCUGAUCUUCAUGGCUAUCGAGGACUCAGAAGAGAAGGCGCUGCCCGUGAAGAGCAUCUACGCGUGGGUGCAGCAUCACUUCCCGUACUUCCGCACCGCGCCCGCAGGCUGGAAGAACAGUGUCCGCCACAACCUCAGCCUCAACAAAUGCUUCAGCAAAGUCGACAAGUCACCGGCUCUGGGCAAAGGGUCGCUGUGGAUGGUGGACCCGACCCACCGACCCAACCUCCUGCAGAGCCUCAGCAAGGUCCCGUCCCAGCCCCCCGGCGGCAGCGACAAGGUCUUCAUGCUCUCCACUAGACCGGCCGUCGCCCCCAGGAACAGGAACCAAGAAUCAGUCAACAGGAUAAGCAUAGGAAGCGCCAUGCCUCGUCCACUGCCUCAAGCAAGUUAUCUUCCCUCCGUUGGAGGCAACGGCCCCGGUCCAAAAAUCAAGCCUUUUAACGGCACUUCACAACCCACUUCUUCUUCCGGCCAAAGUUACGAUCAAAAUGUCCCCGUUUCCUGCACCGGUUCUUCUCUGUUCGCCAAAAGCCUACAUCAACGUAACCCAGUCGCUUCAGAGCUGCCAAGGGACAUGCACAACUCUUCCCCGGGCUUAAUGUCGACCACAAACUCCCCUGACCCCACACUCUUCCCCUUCCUGGCCCGCCGUUUAGGGGGUAUCGGGCACCAGCCUUCGGCCCCCUCCGAUAGGGACUCUUAUUCUCCCUUGGAUAUUAACUUGGAGAAGCUGGAGGGCCUGGAGUCUCUGCAGGGGGUCGGCAUCGAGGAUGUGGACGCCGCCCAGGCCAUGCUCACCCUCAAGCACGGCCACCGGGCUAUGGCCCCCCUCCAGGGGGCGCUGAUGUCGCUGCGUGAGGGCGUCGCGCGGCGGCAGGAGGACGGCGUAGGGCGCCACAAGAAGCGUCCUGAGGCCGCCCACGUGGCUGCAACUGACGCUCUCCCCGAAAAAUUGACAUCGUCUGGCGGCUUCGGCUCGUCUCUGGUAUCUUCGUCGCCCACUUCAUCUUCGUUCUCAUCGCCCUGCUCGUCCACCCCACCCACGCCUCCCCGGGGAUCGUCCACGGGCCGGGCUCGGGGCCGGGCCCGAAUGGCGCCCCUUCUGAAGGGCACGGACGCCGGGUCUCCGACCUCCAGCGUGGAUGAGGCGUUCUCCGACGGGUCCUUCGAGAGCGACGCUGGGGAGGUUGGCCACCACUCGCCAUCAGACUUCCAGCAAAUGGUGGAUGGGGCGGAUGCUCUUCUAAAUUUCGCCGCGCGAGCGACGACUUUGAUGCCUCAGUUGCUCAUGGGUCGCGUGGCUGACGAUCGGUCGCCUCUUCCAGUCCUCCGAACUCCAGUCAUGUCGCGGCCUGAUUCUGCCGGGACUGUCGAUUCUCCCAAAAGCCGAUCAAGAGACACUCACUUCCUCAAACAAGGUUCGGAAAGACUCUUCUCGCCAAUACAUAACACCCAUACCGGGCCUAAUGACGACGACUAUCUCUUCUGCUCGGAAACUCUAGAGCCUCUGCAUAAAAAAGGCCGAUUUGAGUCCCAGGAGGGAGGAAGCCCCAUGGCUUCCCCAACUUCCGUGUCGCGGUUUGAUGACGGACGAGACGUCAAAGUUGAAUUUGGAGGCUCGGCUCCGGACAGACCGGAGGCCGAGUCGGCUUAUCGCAGGCACCCAUCUCAUCUUAAAGGAUCCUUCGCCCCUCGCUCUUCUGCUCUUCUAAAAAAUGUUUCGCCGAAGUCAGGCAGUGUUAACAAACCCGUGAAAAAUCAAAUUAUGAGCAAAUUAAGCAAACCCAAGCGUAAUCCCGUAACGAAAAUUAGUCGGUAGUGAAGUGUCAGGCGGUUUUUUCUACCGUCGCUUGAAAACUCAAACCUGAUGCAAGACUCGCGAGUAUCUCUUACUGUACAAAAGAAGCUUAGUUCAGUCGACGAGCCAACCACUGCGCUGCCAAUUACGUUCUGUAGAUAAAAGUGGUUGACGUGGACAGACUGACGUGUACAAAACGUGUGAGGGCAGAAAUGGAUUAUAUACACAAGGUUACUUCUACUUCAGGAAGAUUUAGAGCGACAGUUGAAUUAAGAAGUUUAUUUAUUUCUAAAGUGGAAGAAUUUCAUGCUAUUGAAAUGAAUUAAAUCAGAAAAGAAUUCAAGGGAAGCAACAAAUUGCAGUGGAUUCUUGCCAAGGGCUUGAAUAACAUGGAUGAAUAUUAUAAGAGUUUGAUGUGGGUAGAGAACUUCUGAGCAACUUUGAUUUAUUUCGCUAAGUGUUAUAAUAAUGAUGAGUUCGAACGACAGAAACGGUGGCGCGAUGAGGAGGAAAUGUAACGUUGCAUGGACACAAAUGCGGUAUAGCUUAAAUUCUAUGCACUGAGCUACAUAAAAUGUUCAAACUAUAGCUGUUGUAAUAUUGUUAUGUGCUAUAGCUUAGGUCCGUUUAUGGGAAACGUCUCAGAUAUGAAGAAUAAAAAUAGAAACCCUAUUGCAUUAAAUUUCUUACUUAUCUUGAAAGGGAAGAUUGAUUACAUGAUUCAAGGCGACUUUCAUUAAUUUUUGUUAAGAAAUUGUUGCAAUCUUGAUUCGUUUCUUAAACAAUGUCCAUUUCUUCCAUACUUCUUCUUGAUUCUUUUGACAUGCUCGUUAAUGAAUUUUCCAUGCCUACGUUAUCUGUUGACUUUUUAUUUUCAAGUUCCAGCAAAUGUUUCUAUUAAUA
This is a messenger RNA of Hyalella azteca, 5263 nucleotides long. RefSeq lists its product as uncharacterized. The transcript is spliced from 10 exons. Gene Ontology annotation, cellular component: nucleus. NCBI's taxonomy places the organism in Eukaryota, Metazoa, Arthropoda, Malacostraca, Amphipoda, Hyalellidae. Gene Ontology annotation, molecular function: cis-regulatory region sequence-specific DNA binding; DNA-binding transcription factor activity. Bases 359 to 4381 code for a protein of 1340 amino acids. Gene Ontology annotation, biological process: regulation of DNA-templated transcription. The record is from RefSeq and is a predicted model, not a curated record.